AUUUUCAUCUUUCUUUCCUCUACAAUGCACUAACAAACGCAUUCUCUCUUCUUCUUCUUCUUUCAAUUUUCACCCACUUCUCUCUUUGUUUUUUAACUCACACAAUCUCCCAUCACCAUCAUCGUCGUGCCAUAAUAACCAUGUCCACCGCCCAACUGCAAAACGACUUGUCUUCAGCUCAACCCUCAUCAUCUUCUAGACCCGCACCCGAUCAACACGCGUCUUCUGCGACCGUGGCGGCUCCUUUGAGCCGCUACGAGUCACAAAAGAAGCGAGACUGGAACACGUUCGGACAGUAUCUGAAGAAUCAGACACCGCCGGUGUCCCUGUCUCAGUGCAAUUUCAACCACGUGCUCGAAUUCCUCCGUUACCUUGACCAAUUUGGCAAGACUAAGGUUCAUAUGAACGGUUGCAUCUUUUUUGGGCAGCCUGACCCUCCGGCCCCGUGCACCUGCCCUCUCAGGCAGGCGUGGGGUAGCCUAGACGCCCUCAUAGGGCGUCUGAGAGCUGCCUACGAGGAGCACGGAGGCUCCCCGGAGUCGAACCCCUUCGGAAGCGGAGCUAUUAGGGUGUACCUUCGUGAGGUGAAGGAGUGCCAGGCAAAGGCAAGAGGGAUCCCUUACACCAAGAAGAAGAAGAAGAGGAGCAGCCAGAUUAAGGGGAUUAGCAAUCACGACACUUCCUCAAAGUCUUUGAAGCAAUUGGCUUCUUGAGAUCAUUCAUAUGAGGGAGAGGGUUCCUCGAAGGACUUACUUGGAAUUAAUGAGCAUAUUUUCCACACGGAGAAAACCAUUGAUAUAUAUUUCAGUUUGUAGUUCAAAAACAUGAGAAUAAUCCUUUAGUCCAAGUAGGUCUUAAAAUUUAUAAUGUACGAAAAUAUAUGUACAACCUUAGCUUAUAAGUUCUUAUCACACAUUAGUGUUGUCCCAAAAUUAGAAAUGGUAAGAAUAUUAUUGUCAAGUUGUAGAAUAUCUUUCUGUCUAAGUUAUUUAAAGGUGCAGUGAGGCAGUUCAACUUCAACCAUAUAGAUAGGUGCUUUAUGUGUUAAUGCUUCUUUUCGAUUUCAUCAUCACUUGGUCUGGUUCUGGUUGGUUACUUUAUUAUUGUAUACAUUAUUACAAUGCACUAAACAUAUAUAUAGUACAGCCGUUUCUUGUUA
Arachis stenosperma is the source of this 1159-nucleotide messenger RNA. RefSeq names its product protein LIGHT-DEPENDENT SHORT HYPOCOTYLS 10-like. NCBI's taxonomy places the organism in Eukaryota, Viridiplantae, Streptophyta, Magnoliopsida, Fabales, Fabaceae. Gene Ontology annotation, biological process: mRNA transcription; response to light stimulus. The transcript is spliced from 2 exons. The record is from RefSeq and is a predicted model, not a curated record. Gene Ontology annotation, cellular component: nucleus. Bases 141 to 713 code for a protein of 190 amino acids.